GGUUGCUCGCGCUCGAUGUUAACAGGUAAGUUCAGAGUAUGGUUCAGGCGAAGGGUAAAAUCCAUUAGUACGGAGGAAAUUCCGUUUCACUAUUUUUGACUGUGAGUGUUUUCAUUUCUUGAAAGACUGGAGGUAAGUAAGACAAGGAAUAUUUCCCAUUGCACCUGGGGAUUCCCAUUUAAAAGUGUUGCACUAACCCAUUGAGCACACACUCAAAGCAGGUGGAGUCAAAACAGCAUCACGUGACAAGGUGCAGACGUUUAUAGAGGUGUGCUUUGAUAAGAAAACAUAUUUUCACAAAGGCCUGUUAUGGAGACAGGUCAUUUGGCUGUUCCCGAACAGAGUGGGAGAUAUUGAGAUAUUUACAAUGGAGCUCAAUGGUACACUGAGUGAAGAUCAGCUUGAUGUUCUCUCUACUGAGUACUUAGUGUUACUCACUCCCAGUGUGAUUGGAAGUUUUUCUGUUCUGGUGGUUUCUACAGUGAGAUGGAGGCAUCUAAAAGAACAGGUGCUCCUCCUGGUGCAGCUCGCCCUGGCGGACCUCCUGGCUGCUCUGAUCCUGAUGUCCACCAGUGUCAUGAACAAAGUGAGCACUGACAACAGUGUAGUCAUCUGCCGAUACAGCCUGCCACUGUCACUGACAUUUUAUUUAAUUUCAUUUUUGCUGGUGGUGGUUUAUGCAUGGAAUUCAAAGAAUGCAAUCCAAGGGUGGAGAGCAAGCUCCACUGAGGAUGAGGGUGGACAGAGUCGGUGUAGAAGGAAAAUAGUCGCUAUACCUGUAUAUGCCGUUGUGUGGUUGAUCCCCAUUGCAAUAUACAUAGCAUAUGUGCUCACUCCUUUCAUAAAAACCACUCCGAUGAUUCCAGUCUCUGACAGAGCAUUGAUUGUCCGUAAUGAUAGCAAAUACUGCACCAGUUGUAUUUUGUUCUUGCACGUCUGGAGUGAGUCCUGCUCUGUUGCUGAGAGGAGUCAUGACACUUUCAUUAGAGUUGUUCUCUUCCUCAUCGUGAUAUCAGUGAUGCUUUCUUGCUCUGUCAUUUACUAUAAGGUUGGCAAAUGGUAUGAAAGACAUGAGCAGGGAGGGCUUUUUCCUGUGGAGGGAGAUGGACGUUCAAGAAGGAGAUUCAAAAGAGUGUUUUCUACUGCAAGAAAUAUGGUGAUGGUCAUCUUAUUCUGCUGGACACCAGCUCUUGUACUCAUUCUGCUGUCUACCCUGACGGAUUGGACAAACAUUGAACAACGCAGCCUAUUUGGCCUUUACAUGCUACAGGCUGCAAGCGUGUCCCUGCAAGGCUUUCUAAACAGUAUGGUGUACGCCUGGAGACGGCCCAACUUCAGGGAGGCUGUUCUAGGGGAGAAUACACCCCUGCUGGCACAUGAGCGCCUGGCCUUCUUUGAUGAAUCGCUGAGGAGCGCGUUGUGAUUCGACUUUAGUCGUCUCUAAACACAUUGAGAGACAUUGUUGUGCUACUGAAACAACACACUGGCUGGAGAAAGACUGACCGCAAGCCUGCACAGUUCAUGACUUCAUGUCAAUCUAGACUGAAAAACAUAAUGUUCUCAUUUGCGUCCUGCAAAUUAAAAAGAAAUAGAACUUACAGAUGAAGGACGCACAAAGACUGAUGCAGUGUUUUUCUCUGCGGCUGCUGAUUUUUUAUGAAUUGAACAAACUCCUAGUUGCGUAUAGUAACAUAUUUGUUUGUAUAAUAAUGGGGACAAAGGGACUUUUGGAUAAAGUGUAGAAUUGUGUUUUAUUUAUACUGUGCUAAAAGUAAUUAAGUAAUUAAUGUAAUGUUUUAUUAAGAUUUAAAGAUACAUACAAACAGUACUCUAUACGGUAGUUUCAGAGAGGAAUGAUGAAAAACUGGUCAGGGUUACAUACUCUACAUUCGCUGUUGUGUCAUAUCAGAAGCAUGUGUCACAUAUAUUCAGUCUGUGGAGCAUUUAUGAGUUGGAACAGUGAGGAAUGCUGAGUUGCUGCACACAAGAGAAGGAACACGAUAUCUGCUUUGUCAUGCCUGUGUGCAACCACAACUGUAUCUCAUAAAGAAUCAUGUGCGGUUGUGUAACUGAGGGCACACAUGAGGCAUAUACAGUAUAGUAGUUCACACACACACACACACACACACAGGCACAACAAUCAGUACACUCUCAUGUUAUAGUAUCCUAAACUCCAUGAUAACGUUUAAGCAUGCGUGUCUGUCUCUGAGUUGAACUCCCUGUUAAUGAUUGACAGACUGCAGGCCAACCGGUUGGUGUUUGAAUAAGUGAUCACCUGACUCACUCAUGUAUCUAAUGUACUAUAAAAUCAACUUUUUACUUUCUUUGCUGAAGACCACACAGUCACCUGCAUGCUGUUGAUGCAUUUAAUAAAACAUAAGGGUUAUACAUAACA
Messenger RNA from Sander lucioperca (pikeperch), 2395 nucleotides. RefSeq lists its product as uncharacterized. Gene Ontology annotation, molecular function: G protein-coupled receptor activity. Gene Ontology annotation, cellular component: plasma membrane. The record is from RefSeq and is a predicted model, not a curated record. Lineage: Eukaryota; Metazoa; Chordata; Actinopteri; Perciformes; Percidae. Bases 368 to 1423 code for a protein of 351 amino acids. Gene Ontology annotation, biological process: adenylate cyclase-activating G protein-coupled receptor signaling pathway. The transcript is spliced from 12 exons.